AUGUCGAAGGCGCUUCCGCCCAUCACGACGGCGUCGCGCGGCCGCCAGUUACAGCAGCCCACCCCACUCUCGCCCACGGACGGGCAGUACCAGCUCACCACGACAAUGAAACAGCGCUCCACCAGCCGCCGCGUUGGCGUGGAGGUGGAGUUCUCGCUCGGACCUGUGCAGGAGCGCUACCUGCCGCCGUACAACGACCUUGAUGACCCGCACCUCGCGCCGUACUGGGCGCGCCGGGAGAUGAUGAUCCGGGAGGCCGCCGAGCGCCGCCACGAGAUGCAACGACAGCGACGGCUGGAGCGGCAGCGGCGUGAAGCAGCGCGGCGGAGGUUUGAGCAGCGCCGCCAGCGCGAGCUGGAGGAACUCUCUGCGCGCAAGGGCUACCUCACGCAGCGCCGGGCUGCAGAGGAAGAAGAGGAGGAGGACGCCCACCACACACGCCACACUGCGGACGGCCAACACGGCGUGAAGAAGCAACAUCCCCAUCCACCGCCAAGCAAAGGUGCCGCUGGUGACCAGCGAAGGCGGCGGCGCUACGAGGCGGCCGCAUGGACAUCUUCUUCGGGCUCUGCUGCUGCCGAUAACGGCAGGNCCCGCCGAUCUUCGCCACAAGCGCCCGUGAAGGAGGCGGCAGCAGCGGCACCACCACCACAAGCAGCAGCAGCAGCAACAGCAGCAGAAAAGCCUGCAGAAGAGAAAAAGUCACCCGCGAUGUUGCCCUUAUCAUCCAGCUUGUCUUCGCCCUCAUCAUCACAUCGGGAGUGGCACGAAGAGGCAGAAAAACCGGUGGAAAAUAUGACAGUUGCGCAGCAACAGCCCGAGACGAAGGCGGAGGCGCCGAGCGAUUCGUCGUCUGCGGCUUCUCGUUCCUCAUCUUCGUCGUCGUCGUCGUCAUCAUCGUCGUCGCCGGUACGGGAUGAGCAGGGUAGGGAACCCCAUCGGGUAAAGGACACAAGGUCAGACGAGGGCCAGAGUGACGACAAUGCCUCUGACAAGCCGCCCCGGUCCGAAGAAAACUCACCGAAGCCUGCGGAUGCUGAUCCGAAGAUGGAUGCCGCUUCCGACGAUGAAUACAGGGAUGAUGACUUCGAGGCAUCCGAGGCGUCAGAAAAGGAGCUCGAUGAGCCGGACGCCAAGCCGCUCGAUGCAGAGGGUGUGGAGGAGCCGGAGCAGCACUCCGAUGAAUACAAGGAUGAUGACUUUGAGGCAUCUGAACCAUCACCCAAGAGGGAGGAGCCCGUGGAAUCACUGCACGCUGAAGCGGAAAAGGAGGCGGAGGAGUCGGAGCAACACUCUGAGGAAUCCAAGAAUGAUGAAUACAAGGAUGAUGACUUUGAGGCAUCCGAGCCAUCACCCAAGGAGGAAGCAGUUGUGAAUCCUCCGAAUGCGCAAGCAGAUGAGUAUGUUGAUGACUUCGAGUCACCCGCACAAGCAGCGAAGGAAGACGUCUCUACGAAAGACACCGGCUCCAGCAAGAGCAGUAGAAGAAGCAGUGGCAGCUCCACUGCAGUGAAGAGUGAGACGCCGGCCUCGACACACGAAUUGGAUGAGGUGCCUGAAGUGGCAACAGGCAGCCAAAACAAUAAUGCUGUGGACGACCUUGUGAAGACGGCGUCCUCUGCCUCCAGCUCAUCGUCGCCCUCCUCUGCUUCCGUGAGUGACGCGAAGGAGCUCAGCGAGUCUGACGUGGCGAAGACAGAGGAGGUGGCUAAUGAAGACGACGAGUUGUAG
Trypanosoma grayi is the source of this 1731-nucleotide messenger RNA. Its product is annotated as starmaker. The coding region runs from base 1 to 1731 and encodes 576 amino acids. The transcript has a single exon. The record is from RefSeq and is a predicted model, not a curated record. NCBI's taxonomy places the organism in Eukaryota, Euglenozoa, Kinetoplastea, Trypanosomatida, Trypanosomatidae.